Molecule: messenger RNA, 1218 nt
Organism: Podospora pseudocomata
Lineage: Eukaryota; Fungi; Ascomycota; Sordariomycetes; Sordariales; Podosporaceae
Gene: DOM34
Product: Translation factor pelota
Exons: 1
Coding region: 1-1218 (405 amino acids)
Biological process (GO): nuclear-transcribed mRNA catabolic process, no-go decay; nonfunctional rRNA decay; ribosome disassembly
Cellular component (GO): cytoplasm
Source: RefSeq, a predicted model, not a curated record
AUGCGCUUCGCCUCACCUCGCCAGACAGUGGCCAGCAUAGAUGAGACCGAGGGGGUCGGCCUCAUCAUCACUGAGCCAGAGGAUCUAUGGCACGCCAACAACCUCAUCGCAAUUGGCGACACCGUCUAUGCCCCCACCAACCGCAAGGUCGCCACCGAGACUCUCACAGGGUCAACAUUCACUCAAAAAGUGCGCAUCGAGCUGGCCGUCAAGGUCACCGACACCUCUUUUGACCCGCGCGCCUCGGAACUUCGCGUGGCCGGCACUAUUGUCAACGAAAAUGAAAUCGCUGCCGUGGGACAGUACCACACCAUCACCCUCAAGCACACUGAUCGCGACAUCAAGUUUACCAUAUGGAAGGAGCAAGGCUGGGACUCGGUGGCCCGCGCCCUGCUCGCAGAGGCUGUCAGCGAGACGGCCAACAAGGACGUGGUGUUUGCAGUGGUGAUGCAGGAGGGAAUGGCCAAUCUCUGCCUGAUCACCGAGUCAAGAACAUUGGUCAAGCAGAGGAUCGAGCACACCAUCCCCAAGAAGAGGUCGUCGCGCAAGGAGGCCGAGGGAGGCAUGUCAGACUUUUACGGGAAGAUUCUGUCAGCCAUACUCAGCGCCAUCGACUUCAACGAGCGCUCCGGCAUCCCCAAGCAACUACUACUCGCCAGUCCUGGCUUCGUCGCGCAUAACUUUCGAGAUUACAUGAAGGAGUAUGCCGAGAAGAAAGCGAACAAGCCACUGGCGCGGUUGGCUACUGAGGCGGCCGUGAUCCACACGAGCACUGGACAUGUGCACAGUCUCAACGAGGUGCUCAAGAGCCCCGAGGCACAACGAACCAUGCGAGACUCCAAGUUCACCAACGAGACAAAGCUGAUGGACAAUUUCUACCAAAAGCUUCGGCAAGACGAUGGGAGGGCGUGGUACGGUGUUCAGCCAGUCGCCAAGGCCAUCAGAGAAGGUGCCGUGGGCCGUGGCGGCGGUGUGUUGAUGGUGAACAGCGCCUUUUUCAAGAGCAUGGACGUGGCGGAGCGGCAGAAAUAUGUUGCACUUGUCGACAAGGUCAGGGAAGAUGGCGGCGACGUUAGACUGCUCAGCAGCGACCACGAGAGCGGCCAGCGGUUGGAUGCAUUGGGCGGGAUCUGUGCGCUCCUAACAUACCCGUUGCAUGAUCUUGACGAGGAGGAUGCGGAGGAAGAUGCGUCGGCGGCGGGGACGACAAUAAUAUGA